Spodoptera littoralis (African cotton leafworm) is the source of this 1701-nucleotide messenger RNA. The record is from the annotation of a GenBank genome assembly. Lineage: Eukaryota; Metazoa; Arthropoda; Insecta; Lepidoptera; Noctuidae.
AUGGUUGUAGGCACCCUACAACAAGUCCCCAGUAAGGGGCGAAUAUCAAUUAUGAAAAUACAGAACUUCACUGUUCAGAAACGACAUUCAGUCAUCCGAUUAUCGUAUGGUAUCCUGUUGGCGAUCAUAGGAAUCAUAAUGGCUGCGAUAAAUCCUCUGGACAUUGUUACCACGUGGUACAUGGACAUGCGGGAAGGUUCAUUCCUCUACAACAUGUGGGCAAAUCCAACGUAUGAGAUGUUCUCCGAAAUGUGGGUCUUCAACUAUACCAAUGCGCAGGAGUAUCUCAGUGGAGCUGAGAAGGUGCUGAAGGUCAAUGAAGUUGGACCAUUCACAUUUCAAGAAAUGCGAACGAACGAAAACAUAAAGAUAGACAAGCAGAGAGGCGUGAUGACUAUGAACCCGAGACUGAAGCUGAAGUUCCUGCUGGACAAGUCUGUCGCUGACACACAUAAUGUCACCGUGAAGAUACCGAACAUUGCUCUUAUUGCGAUGAGCACAUUAGCAGCAGACAAGCUGGGUUACUUCGCGAAUGCUGGAGCCUAUUACUCCAUGUCGGCUCUAGGCUCCAAGCUGUUUAAGGACCUGUCCAUUGAAGAGAUGUUCUGGGGUUAUCAUGACCCUAUUGUUACCAUUGCCAACUCUUUGCUGCCUGGCUGGAUUGACUUCGCCAAGAUUGGACUUUUGGAUCGGUUCUAUUCACAAAAAAACGAGUCGUCAGAAGUGGAACUGGCGAAUGUAACCAGACGGUACUCUCUGAACUCCUGGGACAACACCAGCGGUCUUCUGGAGCAAGGAUUUACUGACUUGGAAACUAGUACACCAUGCAACAGAAUCAAAGGGUCCUUUGAGGGUUUGAUGCUGCCAGCAAACUACCCCAAGGGGAAGAACAUCACCAUCUUCAGGAAGCAAGCCUGCAGGAACUACCCAUUCUCUUUUGUCAGUGAAAGCAAGAGUGAGAAUACUGGACUGAAUUCUUACUUAUACACAAUGGACCCAACAGCUUUCAGCAGCUCCUCUCCCUUUGCCUGUAACUGUAGUGACGGCUGUCCUCCUGAUGGAUUCGUAGAUGUCAGCAAUUGUUACUAUGGUUUCCCAAUAUCUCUAUCAAAACCUCAUAUGAUGGACACAGACCCUGUGCAGCAGUCGCAUUUUGAGGGAAUGAAUCCAGAUCACAAGAAGCAUGGAUCACAUUUUGAAUUGGAACCGACUAUCGGAGCACCGUUAAGCUUCUCCAUCAAGAUUCAGAUCAACCUAGCAGUGAGAAUGAAUGAAGGUAACCCCAUCACAGCUCCAUUCAAGGACAAGGUGCUGCCCAUCAUGUGGUUUGCUCUGUACUGCAACCAACCACCAUCAGAGGUAACAAGCCUCCUUCGCCUGCGUCUUCUCUACGCACCGCCUCUAAUCAUCACCCUGGAAGUCAUCCUCAUCAUCGUCGGUCUGGUCCUUGCAGGCCAAGGACUUCACAGGAUCUGGAAACCUAAGUACAAGAUCAUUCCACCAAAAGAUAUUCCAGCUCCAAUAGUUAGGAGAAAGAGUUCGGAAAGAAGGAGAAGUAGUGUUAUUCUGAACAUGGCCGAAAAUGUAGGGUUUAGCUUUAAGGAUGAUGAGGAUCUGGCUAAAGAGGCAGUGUCCCUCUUAGCUAUUAAUGAAGAGGAUAGUGAAUUCGUAGAUUUGCUGGUCAGUUCUGAUAAUGAAUGA